UUAAUCAAUAUGCGGUUGUUAGUAACAUGCCUGGUUUUGUGUCUGGGUGUUCUCGUGUGUGAAGCUAAAUCGUUUAGGGAUGACGAGGUGGUCGAUUUAGAAGUGGCCGCUACUGGUCAUGGAAAACACCAUGAGCACGGUGGUGGUAGUGAGCAUCAUGCGGAGCAUCAUGCGAGUCAUGGCGAAAAGGGCGAUAAAGGAUACAAAAGUAGUCAUCAUCACGACAAGGGAGGGCACGGGAAGCACGGCAAGGAGCAUCAUGCUGGGCAUUACGGUGAGAAGGGUGGGCACAAGAAGGGGCACCACGAUGAGGCCGGCCACUACGGGGAACACCACGAGGCUGGAAAAAGUCAUAAGGGUGGCAAGUUCGGUGAGAAGAAGGGGCACAAGAAAGGUCACAAGACGACUGGGUAUCAUCACAAGUCGCACAAAGACGAUUACCACAAGGAGCACAAGUUUUACGAUGAUUUCCACAAGGGCGGUCACCACGCUAAACAUGGCCACCAUGAAAGCCACCACGGAGGUAAAUCUGGCCACCACAAGAAAGGCGGGAAUCACAAGAGUGGAUAUCAUGAUGAUCACUACGGCAAGAAAGGGCACCACGACAAAGGGCAUUACGAUGAAGACCAUAAGGGACACAAGGGCCACCACGGACACGAAAGCCACUACGCACACCACGACGAUUACGGAAAGAAAGGCGGCCACUCCGGCGGAAAGGAAUACGGAUUUGCUCAUGGAAAACACUAAGUUUUUGUUAACCGU
Molecule: messenger RNA, 762 nt
Organism: Photinus pyralis (common eastern firefly)
Lineage: Eukaryota; Metazoa; Arthropoda; Insecta; Coleoptera; Lampyridae
Product: histidine-rich glycoprotein-like
Exons: 1
Coding region: 10-747 (245 amino acids)
Source: RefSeq, a predicted model, not a curated record